Galdieria sulphuraria is the source of this 544-nucleotide messenger RNA. RefSeq names its product [pt] photosystem I subunit XI. Gene Ontology annotation, cellular component: photosystem I reaction center; photosystem I. Gene Ontology annotation, biological process: photosynthesis. Bases 8 to 382 code for a protein of 124 amino acids. Lineage: Eukaryota; Rhodophyta; Bangiophyceae; Galdieriales; Galdieriaceae. The transcript has 2 exons. The record is from RefSeq and is a predicted model, not a curated record.
AUAAAAUAUGACAGAUUUUAUAAAACCAUAUAAUGAUGAUCCUUUUGUAGGCAAUCUUGCUACACCAAUUAAUACUUCUAGUUUAACAAAAAAUUUAUUAGAAAUUGGAAUGGCACAUGGAUAUUUUUUUAUUGGUCCUUUUUAUAAAUUAGGUCCGCUACGAAAUUCUGAAAUUGCUCUACUAUCAGGAUUCUUGUCUUGUGUAGGUUUAAUCAUUUUUUUGACUGUAGGUUUAUUAUUAUAUGGUAAUACAUCUUUUGAUAAAGAUGAAUCUAAGGAUCAAUUACAGACCUCAGAAGGUUGGAACCAAUUUACAGCAGGAUUCUUAGUGGGUGCUAUAGGAGGUGCCGGGUUUGCAUAUCUUAUUUUAGUAAAUUUAUAAAAAAAAGAAGAAUAAUAAUUCUUCUUUUUUUUAUUAUAUAUUCUUACUAAUACAAACAAGUAUGAUAAAAAAAAUAUUAAGCUCAAUCAAACAUAUACUUCAUAAUCUUAUCGCAAUAUGUAAAUGGAUUAUAGAUAGAAUUAUUUUAGAGAUAGUUUUAUG